AAUUCUUGAUGGGAAAGAGAAAGGAGCGUAGACUCGCGGCUAAGACUGCUGCUAAUCGAAGAGUAAAACUCGAUCUUCUAGCGGAACCCUCUGGUAAUCCUGUCAUAUGCUCUUUCUACCUGUUUGUUUUGUUCCGAUAGUUGAUAUUUGUAGCGUACAAGUUAGUUGCCGAUAUUGCUAAGAAGAUAAUUGAUUUUAACUCAUGUGAGUUGGAGAUUGGGUUAGUGAUUUAUUCGAAUACGUAUUCCAACGGUUAAAAGUUUCCACUCCAAUCUUGUUCGAAAAUUGCAAUCUGGAGUUAUGAAAAUCCAAGAAUGGUGUUUGCCUGACAUCAUGGAUGAUCGUUUUAAUCCAAUAACUGAAAUUUGCCUAACAUAUAAUGGAAACGAAAGUGUUUUUGUGGUGGUGGGGUUUUGGUGUUCAGGCGUUAUGUAGGUCAAAACGUAGCAUCAUAGUUCAAAUUCUGGGGCCGUUGGUUCUUCAUACUAAGCAUAUUCAGGAUGGAAGAAUCAAUAUCAACUGCCAAUCGAUGGUUCCCUUUUGUGUAAUUAACAUCCCAUCCCAUCACAUCACAUCACAUCACGUCACGUCUUUAUAGGUUACGUCUGAUUGUAGUCAUCUUUGGUGUUUCUUUGCUUGCAUGCAAUAUAUCAUGUCGGCAAUAAAGUUGUAAGUCUCUUAAUAGUUAAUAUCUGUUCGUAUGCUGAAUUGAUAGAAAUUUUGCUUGGUGCACCGGACACAAAUUUUGACUUCUUUUUAUAGUGAAGUGCCAUUUAUGAUCUGAUUUUCUUAGAUUCUGGCCAUGUUGGGUUUUAAUUUUCCUAGUCUUUAUUGAACUUUAUAGGAGAUUUUGGUGAAUCGUCUAACAAAGAAGAAGUUGGAGGUGGCGACAGUGCAAAAAAUCAUGUUGGGUCACCCGAUUCACCAUCUUCUUCAGGUGGGUUCCAUCAAAUUUCUCCCCGGACUGAUCUUUGUAGAGGGCGUGAUUGUAUUGGUUGAUGUUUACUUUAUACAAGACAUGUUUGCGCUCCCAAGAUAUUCCUUUCAGACUGUUAGGUGGCUGUGGUAUUGGGAACUCAAUUGGUCAACUGAGCUUGUUCAACUUAGCCACAGUGUUUCUUUGAUUGAAAUUCCUGACAUGUUAUAUCCGUUUUUUCGGCACGCAGAGUUGCGACAUUUCAACAAGAUUAGUGGUCAAAAACCAGAAAAUCCUUUGUUGUUACUUGGACAAUAUAGCGAUGAAGAACUGGAGGAAGAAUCGGGUAAAGAAAUAAGCCAUGAUACUGGAGAGAACUCCCCAGCUGAGCCUGAUGAGCAGCAGCUAAAGGCAGACAGUUGUGAGGGUACUGGAGGAGAUAAAGAUGAAAACCUUAUUGCCGAUAAAGAUGAUCAGGAGAACAAGGAGCACUCUUCUUCAUUGGAUGUCUUGACCAAAUUGGAGGAAAAUGGUGUUAUAGAAGAUAAUACAUCCGUGUCUCUGCACAUAGAUACAGAUGCUGUGGACCAGACCUCUGUUCCUUGGACAUCUGAUCAGCAGGCUACAGGAGAUUUGGUAUCCGGCUGGAAAAUGGUGUUGCAUGAAGAGAGUAAUUCAUAUUAUUACUGGAACAUUGCGACUGGUGAAACUUCUUGGGAAGUCCCUGCUGUUCUGGCUCAAGGAAAUGAACCAGUUGAUGAUCCUAAGUCUGCUCUGGAAGUCGAAGAAAUGCAUGUGACUUCUGUUGAUACACAUAUUCCUGAUAGAACUUUAGAGGCAGAAAUGGAUGUUUCUGUAGCCACACAACUGAAUAAUGGAUCCCCAAAUACUAUGGUUCUUGAGGAUGGGGAAAUUGAUGGUUCUAGUCCUCAACUAGAAGUGCAUGAUGAAAAAUAUGCAGGUAUCAUGGCAAAUGAUAAAGAUGAGGGUAACCAUGUUGACACAAUAGAUGGCAGAAAGAUGUCCAGCCCAGAUGGUGCCAAUUAUGGCUCUUCACACAGGGGGUUUGCAAGAUAUUCUAACCAUUCUUUUAGUAAUGGAGAAGCGCACGGUACUGAUUCCGAUAUUCAAGAUAUGAAAGAUCAUAUAAAUCAGGGAAGAGUUGCUGAUUCAUCUUCUGAUUCUCUCCGCCUUCUGCAACUUGGUGAAAAUCUAUUAGAGAGAUUAAGAUCUUUGAAAGGGUCUGAAGGGUUCAGUGAGCAGAUAUCAAAGUUGAUGUUUGAACUUGAUAUAAGACUUGUAGACAUUAAGUCACUAGUACCUUACGGAUCAUCAUUGCUUCCUUUUUGGUUGCAUGCUGAAGAUCAUCUGAAAAAGCUGGAAGCUGCUGUCAACAACCAAGUUCAAAAAUGUUUGCAACCUUCAAAUAUUGCUGAAAUGAAUGAGGCAGCAAACAGAUUACAGGAAAAUGUUUGUGAAGCACCUGCAAAUGAAAAGAAAGCUGCUUCUGCUUCUUUGGAAUUCGAUGCUUCUGAUCAUGCUAGUUUAAGUAAAGACACUGAGAAAGUAUUGAGGGGUGCUUCUAGUGUCUGCACUGAGAAUCCAUAUCUAUUUGUUGAUAGCACUCCUCGAGGAGAAACAGUAGAAGACCAUGGAAAUGUGGUUUCAGCAGAUAUAUCCCCAAAUUUGGAAGAUGUAGACAUGGAUGUGGAAAUGGAAGUUGAAGAUGCACUUCCUUCUAAAGAUGAAACAGGAGUCCAUAAUCGGGUCCAAUCGGAUCAAUCUAUUCCAUCAAACCCGCCAUCAGAGCCUCUUGGAUUUGAAGAAUUUGAGGUUCCACCUCCACCCAAUGAUGAGUGGAUUCCUCCUCCACCACCAGAUGAUGAACCUUUGCCGCCCCCACCGCCAGAUGAGCCCCAUGAAGUCUCAUUCCCUCCACCACCAUCUGAGAUGCAGACAGCACAGCCAUACUCUUAUGGAGAACAAUAUAAUUUUACAUACCCGGGGUCCAGUUUUGACUACUAUGGUCAGACAAACACCGUCCCAAGCAACGAUUAUUAUGUAGAUGCUAACGGAUGUCAAGUAGCUGCUCCUCUUGCGACCCUUUAUUAUGCAACCGUGCCCCAUCCAUAUCCAGAUCCCACUUCAGUUGUGAAUCCUGCAGAGCCUGUGACAUAUUACACCCUACAAGAAGGGUCAGUACCGACUGCACCAGCUAUUCGCAGCGUGGAAACUUCUUUACACAAAUCUGGUCAUGAAAACAUUACUAAUGAACAAACUGAAUCUAUCACGGCCUGGAAUGAUAGACCAUUCUCUUCUUCACAAGUCGAAGUUACUGCUGCUGUUGAUAGGCAGAUUGGGAAGCCAUCUGCAGAGAUUCCUUCAAUUUCGUCCUCUACCCAUGUUCCGGCAACUUCUGCUGUAACACAUGAUGUUUCUGUGCUGUCGGCUUCUGCUGUUUCAGCUACAGUCACAUCAACAGAACCGGUUCCGAAGGCUCAACCUAAAGUUUCACGCAAAAAACGAACAGUUGCUACUGUGACCACGUUAAGGUCCAACAAGAAAGUUUCGGGCUUGGUGGAUAAGUGGAAAGCUGUUAAGGAGGAGCUGCAUGAAGAUGAGGAAGACGAACCUGAAAACGCUUAUGAGGUUUUAGAGAAGAAACGGCAACGAGAAAUUGAGCAAUGGCAUGCUCAGCAAAUUGCAACCGGAGAAGCCAGAGACAAUGCCAACUUUCAGCCUCUUGGUGGUGAUUGGAGGGAGAGGGUUAGGCGGAAGAGAGCCAAAAAAUCAAUAGAAGCCGAAGAAAAUAAAGCGAAGGCCGUUGAUGACACUAACCGACAGCCUGAUCUUGUUGAACUUUCAAAGCAACUACCAUCGGGUUGGCAGGCGUAUUGGGACGAAGCAUCGAAGCAGGUUUAUUAUGGGAACUCAACAACAUCUGAGACCACAUGGACUAAACCUACAAAUUAAGAGAGAGCUAACACUCAUUGUACACAAACUUUUGAUUAUGAUCCUUGAUCCUUCCUUCCAUAGUUAAUAACAAUUUUCUUUCUGU
Messenger RNA from Cynara cardunculus var. scolymus (artichoke), 3974 nucleotides. RefSeq names its product formin-binding protein 4. Gene Ontology annotation, molecular function: protein binding. The record is from RefSeq and is a predicted model, not a curated record. Lineage: Eukaryota; Viridiplantae; Streptophyta; Magnoliopsida; Asterales; Asteraceae. The transcript has 9 exons. The coding region runs from base 905 to 3889 and encodes 994 amino acids.